AUGUCUGCAAAUCGCAGUGGUAGUUAUAGUGGCGGCCUUGUUGAUCCCAGUAAUCUGCAUCUGAAGAAGGAGUUAACUCAGAUUAGGAAAGCUGCUCGUGCUUUACGAGAUCCUGGUACGACUUCCUCAUGGCGGUCUCCCCUCAGUUCAUCUAGAUCCACCACCGCCGUUGCUGUAGCAGCAGCAGCGGCCGCUUCUUCUUCCGUCACCAAUGCCCCAAGCAACCAUUAUAAUCACCAUUAUAGGAACAACGCUAGUUACAGUAUAGAAGAGACCGAUGAGAAUAAUGUUAACGACAUCAGCAACAGCAUCAACAACAAUAGAUCGGAGAGCGAGAGGAGCGCUUCCGUGACGGGGCAAACAGAUGACACUACCAGAAGGCCAAUACACCAACAAAGAGGAAAUGUUGAUGACGGAAUCGGUGAUUGUGAUGAGAGUGUCGAUGACAGCUUGAGCGAUGCCCGAAAUGAUGGAGAUUUGAAGAGUGUUGCUGCUGAUGAUCACAGGAGGGCAUCAUUGAUGAAGAAGAAGCCAAAGAAAACAUCACAUGCAUCUGCUGCUUUAAAACUUCAACUGCAGAGACAGCUAAGCCUAGUUGACCAAUAUGAUGAUGUUAAUUCGGAUGAUAUAGUUGUUAAAGGGUCCUCAGUGACAUCACCAUUGUUGUCAAGGCUCAAAUCUUCAAAAUUGUUGAGAGGUGGUAGUAGGAAAGACGAUUCAUCUUACUGUUAUAGCACCCCAGCUUUAUCCACAAGCUCUUUCAACAAGUAUUGCAUUAGGAAUCCAAGCACAGUUGGAUCAUGGGAUGCAACAACUGAUGGAGAUGAAGGAUUAGGUUAUGACUAUGAUGAUGAUGAUGAAGAUGAUCAGUUGGAUCUACCAGGUCGCCAUGGAUGUGGGAUUCCUUGUUACUGGUCUUCCUCCAAGAGAAGUACCCCAAAACGUGGUGGGGUUUGUGGUAGCUGUUACUCACCUUCAUUUUCAGAUACAUUGAGAAGAAAAGGAAGCAGCAUGUUGUGUGGUAGCCAAACCAUGUACCAUAGGCGAUCAUCAAUAGGUGCUUACAACAAGAAGAGACAUGCCCACAAAUCUUCCCAAGGUCUUGUUCCAUUGCUAACAAAUGGUGCAGAAAGCAGAGAUCGUUCAUCUAUUGGGACAGAUGACGAGCUUUCAACCAACUAUGGAGAGCUUGAUUUGGAAGCUUUGAGUCGAUUAGAUGGAAGGAGGUGGUCAACAAGCUACAGAAGUCAAGAAGGUUUGGAGCUUGUAGCUGUAAAUGGAGAAAGAGAAGGUGAUUCUCCUUCAUCUCUUGAUAAUAUCAACUGCUACAGCCACAAGUAUAAGCCAAUGUUCUUUGAGGAUUUAGUUGGGCAGAAUGUUGUAGUCCAAUCACUUGUGAAUGCUAUCAUGAAAGGAAGAAUUGCUCCAAUUUAUCUUUUCCAAGGUCCACGUGGCACUGGAAAAACAUCAACUGCAAGAAUCUUUGCUGCAGCCUUGAAUUGUCUUGCUACUGGAGAUACAAGACCUUGUGGGAUUUGCAGGGAAUGUGCUGAGUUUAUUUCAGGGAAGAGCCACGUCAUCACUGAAAUGGAUGGAUCCAAUAAGAAAGGGAUCGAUAAAGUUAGAUAUUUGAUGAAGAAACUUCAAAUGAAUGUGGGUCUUUCUACAUCAACCUUUACAAGGCAUGAGGUUUAUGUUAUCGAUGAGUGUCACUUGUUACCUUCUAAAUUAUGGUUGGCUUUCCAGAAGUUUCUAGAAGAACCACCUCCAAGUGUGGUGUUUAUCUUUAUAACUACUGAUCUUGACAAUGUGCCACGUGCUGUUUUGUCAAGAUGCCAAAAGUAUCUUUUUAGCAAGAUUAAAGAUAGUGACAUAGUUAACAGAUUGAGGAAAAUCUCAGUGGAUGAGAAUUUGGAUGUGGAAGAGGAUGCAUUGGAUUUGAUUGCAUUGAAUGUAGAAGGGUCAUUGCGAGAUGCUGAAACUAUGUUGGAUCAGUUAAGUUUAUUAGGAAAGAGAAUCACCACUGAUUUGGUGAAUGAACUUGUAGGAGUUGUCUCUGAUGAGAAGUUAUUGGAACUUCUGGAGUUAGCAAUGUCAUCAAACACAGCUGAAACUGUGAAAAGAGCCAGAGAAUUAAUGGAAUUGGGAGUUGACCCUAUGGUUCUCAUGUCUCAAAUGGCUACACUUAUUAUGGACAUUAUUGCUGGAACAUAUCAAGUAAUUGAAGCUAGUGCUGACUCAUUGUUUGAUGGUAGAAGCUUGACAGAAGCAGAAAUUGAAAGAUUAAAGCAUGCAUUAAAACUUCUUUCUGAGUCUGAAAAACAAUUAAGACUUUCAAGUGAAAGGUCAACAUGGUUCACAGCAACCUUAUUACAGCUAGGCUCAGUCCCCUCAGCGGACCCCACUCCUUCCGGAAGCAGUAGAAGACAAAGCUCAAGGACAACCGAAGAUGAUCCAUCUGCUACUUUCCGAGAUAUAUAUUUUCAAAAACAAAGGCAAGAUUCCCAAUAUACCCCUCAAAAGUCUACCCCUAUGUACCCCCCUAAGCCCAUUCGCCAAAAUUCAACUAGCCCAAAAGAUACCCUUCUAUCAAUGAGGCAACUCAUGAAUGGGGAUGCAAUUGCAGCAUCCUCAGUCCCACAUCAUAAUGAUGAUGAUGAUGAUGAUGAUGAUGAUGUCAUAAAUGUAUCGAAACGUAGUAAUUCAAAUAUAUUGGAUGAUAUUUGGGCACGUUGCAUUGAAAAGUGCCAUUCCAAGACUUUAAGGCAACUGCUUCAUACUUAUGGGAAUCUGGUGUCGAUUUCUGAAGAUAAAGGAAUUCUUGUUGCUUAUAUUGUGUUUCGGGAUAAAGAUAUAAAAAGUCGAGCUGAAAGGUUUCUUAGUAGCAUCACAAACUCAUUUGAAACGGUUCUCCACCGCAACAUAGAAGUCAGAAUCAUAUUACUUUCAGAUGACGGGCCCACACCAAAACCCAAUCCAGAUUCACAAAAGGUACCGCGAGGAAGCUUUCAUGAUUCCGAUGGAAAGAUGUCCGGAAUCAUCAAUUCCAGAGUUGCGUCCCCACUUGUUGCAAAAGGGGGAAAACCCCCCAAAACCGGGAAUCCGGUUCAAAGAAUAGAAUCGAUCAUUCAUGAACAGCGGUUAGAAACCGCGUGGUUACAAACUGCGGAAAAGGGCGGAACUCCGGGAUCGUUGAACCGGUUGAAACCGGAACGGAAUCAGGUUUUACCGCAAGAUGGCGGGGACCACCAGCGGCAGAUGGUGGCGAUGGACCCGUUGUCACAGGAGAAAUGGGAAGAUGAGUUGACCCGUGAACUUAAUCUUUUGAAGAUAAAAGACGGAAAUACCCUUUCCAAGGAACAUAUUGGGCGACAGUAUCCGAUGUCACCGAGCUUGUUGCAUGAUGGCAGUUUAGCGGGAAAGGGAUAUGAGUCUGGAUCAGGAGGUGGUGGUUGUUUCUGUUUUAACAAGAGGCGGAAUAGGAGAGGGAAGAUGAAGCCUGGAACCCCGGUUGGCCCACGAAGAGGAGCAAGAUUUUUAUUGUUUGGGGAGUGUGGAAAGUCAGGAAGGACAGAUCACAGCCGACAACAAAAGGGGAAAGCAGUCGAGAGGAGCAACGGAGCGACCAUAUUGCCAUCACCUUCGAUGCAUCAAUCAUCUUCGAGCCUGUCGUCGCCUUUAGCUCCUAUGCUUCUUCUGUCUCAGAAGGAAGGUGCGAAGGUGGGGAAUCAAAAAGGGGCUACUGCCUCUGAUGUUUGCUCCGAGGAAACGCCCACUUUAGUGGUGGGUUCAGGCUAG
Lactuca saligna is the source of this 3798-nucleotide messenger RNA. Lineage: Eukaryota; Viridiplantae; Streptophyta; Magnoliopsida; Asterales; Asteraceae. The record is from the annotation of a GenBank genome assembly.